AUGCCGUCUCCGCUGGAACGAGACUUGCCAGGGCUACGGCGCACGCGUCGCUCAUUUUUGACUUCAUUUCUACUCACAACGCUGCUGGCUGAUGUUGCCGCCUUUCCGACCUAUUUCUACCCUCCAGGACUGGGUGACAUCAAAUCGCCACGCUGGACCUUUGUUGCCCUCAAGCUGUCACUUUUCGUACUUGAGCAAUUUCCAAAGCGCCGCUUCGUGGAGCAUGGAAGCUCCGCCAACGGAAUGGAUAACGUUAGCGACGAGUCAGGCUUCUGUCAAGCACCUUUGUGGAAAUUGGCCAAGUCAAACCUAUUUGUAGGGUUUAGCUCGAAAAUUGGAAACGGGUUCUUCCCUGACCUUGAAGAUGAAGCUGGUGCGGAGAUUCUGUAUAAAGCGUUUUUGCCUCAGUGGGAGACAGUCGAUAAAAGCUCUCGAUUCGGUGUACUCAACGCCUGCUUCCGAACUAAGCCUCGUCUUUUUCUUGCAGCCAUCGUGCCGCGGCUGAUGCAAGCUGGCUUCACUGUAGCAAAACCGUUCUUGACGCGAGACAUUUUGAUGACGAUUACGGCGCCACAAGUACCGGCUGACCAGGCAAGGAAAUUGAUUGCGGCGACUAUCGUGAUCUUCAUUGGUAGCAUGCUUUCUUCCACCUGGUGUCGCUGCUCACGGUCAAGACUCUCAUGGAGUUGCGAGCAGAUCCUGAAGGCUGCUACCUAUAAUAAAUGCCUGGCGCUCGCUGCUUCCGAACUCGACACUACUGCAGCUCUUCAAGUGAUGGUCACAGAUGUUGACAACGCUAUUAACUUGAUUGAGCAUCUCGCUGUUGACUGGGGUCUUGCUGUUGAAGCUCUUUCGUGCCUGAUAGGUCUGAUGUCUUUAGCGGGCAUUCUGACACUGCUGUCGCUCUCUCCCGCCAUUCUUGCCACCAAGAUGUUACUUGACGUACAAAGAGGAGGAUCAGCUGACCGACAGGAAUGGCGCCAUGCCACCCAGAAUCACAUUGCUUUCGUUUCAAAUAUCCUAUCACAAUUGAGAGAAAUAAAAAUGCUUGGUCUAGGAACGGCCUUGUCCAAAGUUAUGCGACAAUAUCAAGAACAUGAGAUUCACACCUCCACGCGAGUGCGAAUUGCAACAGAACUUGACGACCCUGGAGGUGCCUUCGUCGAAACCGUUACGCCGUUAACAGCAGUUGGUUUGGCCAUUAUUGCGCCCGGCGCAUUUCCUGCGCGGAGUACGGCUGAUUUUGCCGCCUUUGUUGGAGUUGCCCUCAUGUUGGCGGAUAUACUAGGAACUUUCCCCUUCAAUCGGACUUGGUUGAAUCUGAUACUCUACAUCUGCGCUCUCGAUAUUGAUUUGGCUCGUAUGGCGAGCGGCGAAUUGACAGUUGCGGGCAGUGAUGGCUGCAACCUCAGCAGAGGGCAAAAACAACGCGUCGCAUUUUCUCGGGCUCUGUACGCGAAAAAGGAGAUAAUCAUUGUUGAUGACCUCUUUUCCGUUCUGGAUAAGAACACAUCAUCAGCCAUUCGUAUCAGAUUGUUUGGAGAAACCGAGAUACUAAAUGCGAAUAACAUGACCCUGAUCAUGAGUACUACCAUGCGAGAGCAUACCGUCGAUGCUGACCUAGUGUUCGAAAUUUCCGACGAUGGUCGGGUGCGCGAACGCUCCGAGGCAAGCCGCGAAGGGAGCCCUUGCUACACUCCUCGGAGAGUAGGAGAAUCUCAGCCCGGUGCGACCGAGUUUAGUAUUGCGGUUCUAGAUGCCGAGGGAGAUGACGCGCCACCUCCAGAAGUCAUUCCGCGUUUAAACCUAGCGAACACUUGGAACAUCCCAGACGCUGUAGGUGUGGGGGUUAACGACUUUUCACUUUACAAGUUCUUCUUUUUAGGACCUUCUGGGAACCUUGUUAGCGUUGUAUUUUGCUCUGUCGUCGCCACCGCUGCCGUCGCAGAGUUGAUCCCAGCGGCUUUUAUCUACUUUUGGAUGGUCACAGAUCCAGAAAAUCGUACCUUCUUGCUGGUUUACACAGGUUUCUCUAUGGCAAACCCGGUAUUCAAUUUCUUGUGCUCAAUGUCAUAUUACUAUACAGUGUAUCCAAGAACAGCCAGAGCGUUAUAUGCGAAAGUCGCAGAAACCAUACACCGCGCCACACUUGAUCAUUUUUCGUCAACGGACACAAACUUUCUGCUCAAUAAAUUUACUCGAGAUGUUUUUCAAACCACCGAGGGCUUACCACGGCUUAUGCCGCAGCUCGUUUGGGCAUUCAUAGGCGUCGGAAUUUAUUUUGCAACGUUCUAUUGGGCUAGCUCGACGGUCUUUCUCCCCCUGUUUUUGGCAAUUGCAUAG
Molecule: messenger RNA, 2343 nt
Organism: Akanthomyces muscarius
Lineage: Eukaryota; Fungi; Ascomycota; Sordariomycetes; Hypocreales; Cordycipitaceae
Exons: 14
Coding region: 1-2343 (780 amino acids)
Biological process (GO): transmembrane transport
Cellular component (GO): membrane
Molecular function (GO): ATP binding; ATP hydrolysis activity; ABC-type transporter activity
Source: RefSeq, a predicted model, not a curated record